ACGCGUUACUCCCUGCGGUAGUCACCUCGGGUACCAUGCGCUUGCGGUUAUCGGUAAUUUCGAGUUAAUGAGGCCUAUAUUUAAAUACUUCUAAAGUGCUCAGUUAAGAUGGCAACGGUCAAGAAGAUGUACUCGAGUGAAGAGAAGAAACAACUCUGUUCCUUGCUUGAAGCCUGCUAUAGAGAUGGGAUUUUUCCGUCCGGAUUGGAUAUUGGGAUUGCUGAGUUGGGGGAGGAUUUCGCCCGUUUCGAUUUGAACGAAGGUUUUUCAGAAUUUAAUCUUACGUGGUUACGAGAACACGCAAUCACGAUUCUCUUUCAAGAGAGGGCUUCAGUUCUGUCGAAUGACACGAAGAAAAAAUUAGUACAUCUUUACGAAGACUCGGGGUAUGACGCAGGAUUGAUUGCGGACUCAGCCAAGAGGGGUCGAUAUCAGAAUGAGGGUAAGAACUUGGCCUCCUUCGUGUCAUCCCAAACGUCGGUCAUUACAUGGCUAAAACAGAAGAAAGAGGAUUACGUGGACUUGGGGAACAAAUCGUACAAACUCACUUUUCUUCCGUGGAUGACGUUGUCAGAAAUGAAAGAAUAUAAGGAAGCAGAGUUUAAGGUGUGCUGGAUUAGAUGCCCUAGGGUACCACUCCAGCUGUUGGCCAUCCUUCAGACCGCUGUCGAAAAAUCCUUUGGGGAGGUGCUAAAAGUGCACCCCUUCGAGGAAUACGAGGAUGAGCCCGAAUUGGGUACAGUACGAUUCGAUUUGGAACUCGAGGCACGUAAGAAGGUGAAACCAAGACUGUUGGUAGGCAUUCCAGGUCAAGGUGACUAUCAUUUUGAGGUUAUCUCCGCUGCCACACCGUGGUGUUCAGUUUGUCGUGUUAAUUACCAUACUAACAAGGAGGAUUGUUGUCCGGCGUUCGAGGACCCAGAUCCGUUCAUGCAACAGAUGAAGCAAAAAAGCUUCCCACCUGAUCCUCCCUUUUCGGGCUUUGUCCCGACUGGUGAGGAACCCCCUCUCACGGGUUUCAGACGUUUUGCUGGCAAACGACGACCGUCAAAUCCAGUAAAUAACAGCUCCUCGAAAAGUCAACACCCUCCGGUGAAGACAAGGGGUAGAUCUAGGUCACGGUCUAUUCACAGAUCUAGAAGCCCAAGUGGGAGGUCGAGUAGAGGGGAAAAGAACUCGAGUGGCACAAAAGGGAAAUCCUUGAGCUCUGGAGGCAAGAAGACCCCAAGCCCGCUGAAUAAGAAGUCAAAGGAGAGUAUAGUGUCCAAAGGCGGAUCGGAUUCGGUUUCGUCAUAUGGGCCAGAGAAAGAGGACGAGGGUUCCAUGAAGAUUGACAAGAACGCAGAUAAUGGGGAGUCGGAGGAGGAGGAGGAUGGAGAGUCGGAAGGGGAAGGGGAUCUUGAGAGGAAUAGAUCAGUAAUGGAAGAGGUGGGACGGAACGCACUAGUAAAGGCUGUGGAAGCCGUUAUUAGUAAAGGGAGAGGUAGGAGGAGCUUCCACUCCCCGUUCAAAAGGUCAAGGACACACUCUCCGGACAGGGAGUUCAGGAAAACCGGAAGUGAACACAGCAGCCAAGCCUCAGAAACGGACUCAGGACAGGGGAUCGUGCGGAAUAAGGAUUCCGGAAAUCGGAAGUUGAGAACUGCAUUGACAGAGGCGGAACCACGAAGCACACUGGGCAGGGACGAUAAAGGAAUCCCGAAAGUGUUGAUUCCCUUGUUGUGUUCUACCUCUGAUAAGGGUGUGGUGAUUAUGGCCUCCCAAGCGAAUGACGGGAAUCUGGAGUUGGCCACCACCAAUGCAAAUGUUCCCCUUACCGGGAACGUGAUUUUGAAGAAAGUCGCCCGUAUUAUACCGGAAGGCCUCAGGGUUCGUAUUAUCCCUCAGGCUAGGGUUGAAGGGCAGAACGUGGUGAGUACAAAAGGGGAGAAAAUUCGUUUUUAUUUUGUUCCGCUGGAAAUUCACAUGAAUGAUGAAACCAACAAUAUUAUUGCGGGACAGAACAAGAGUUGGUUUCCUCUGUCCUAUCUGUCCUCGCCUCUCAACCCGGAGUUACAGGGAAUAAGAGUCGUACCUGGCGUCUCGGCAGCGGUGAUUGCAGACUGGCUGACCACCUCCGUUCUGAGGGAGCUACUCCUAACAUCUCAGUUGAUGACGGCAAUCCAGGAGCCUUGGGACGAUGCUUCCCGAGAGGAAGAAGCUCGAAAGAGAAAGCAACCCUCGGGUGGACAGGGGGUGGGGGGCCGUAUCCAGUCAAUAGUCGGCAACGUCGGUUCCCAUGCCUCUUAUGGGCAAGCUUAAGCUUGCCUCCUGGAACGUACGGGGACUAUGUGAUACUAAUCAUAAGCAUAAACGGAGCCGAUUGAAAACCUGGAUUCACAAGGAGAAAAUUCAGGUGACAUGUCUGCAAGAAACAAAGUUAAAUGAAUAUC
Messenger RNA from Chara braunii, 2432 nucleotides. The record is from the annotation of a GenBank genome assembly. Lineage: Eukaryota; Viridiplantae; Streptophyta; Charophyceae; Charales; Characeae.